AUGGGUUUGUGGGACGCAUUCUCCGAAAUUGUCGAGUCCGUGACUCCAUGGAGCACCGUCGAGGCUGAGGCUCCUGCCCAGGAACAGGAGGAGGCUCCCGAGGACGACUCUAAGGACGACGAGGAAGAGGAAGAGGAAGAGGAGGAAGAGGAGGAGGAAGAAGAGGAGACCGUCGACCCCAAGGAGCAAAUCGAGGAAGAGUGCAAGAACGCCCCCCAAUGUGCUUCCGCCAAGCACCACUUCGACCACUGCGUCGAGCGAGUCCAGCAACAGGAGGAGGAUGGUGGAGCCAAGGAGGACUGCGUCGAGGAGUUCUUCCACCUCGCCCACUGCGCCACUGACUGCGCUGCCCCCAAGGUGUGGGCUCGCCUCAAGUAA
Clonostachys byssicola is the source of this 378-nucleotide messenger RNA. The record is from the annotation of a GenBank genome assembly. NCBI's taxonomy places the organism in Eukaryota, Fungi, Ascomycota, Sordariomycetes, Hypocreales, Bionectriaceae.